Megalops cyprinoides (Indo-Pacific tarpon) is the source of this 5424-nucleotide messenger RNA. It is a transcript of the gene znf423, whose product is annotated as zinc finger protein 423. Bases 969 to 5060 code for a protein of 1363 amino acids. Lineage: Eukaryota; Metazoa; Chordata; Actinopteri; Elopiformes; Megalopidae. Gene Ontology annotation, cellular component: nucleus. The transcript has 8 exons. Gene Ontology annotation, molecular function: RNA polymerase II transcription regulatory region sequence-specific DNA binding; DNA-binding transcription factor activity, RNA polymerase II-specific. Gene Ontology annotation, biological process: regulation of transcription by RNA polymerase II. The record is from RefSeq and is a predicted model, not a curated record.
UGGCUGUCUCUGUCUGCUCAGCCCAGGCUGUGCCGAGCUCCCUGCGGGAUCAGAGCGCUCCCCCGCCGGGACCCUACUCUCACAUCCUCCUGCUGGGACCCGGCUACAUUUCCAGCCAAGCCUGGCUUUAUUAUGUGUGUCUGCACUGCAGUCCCGCCAGCAGUCGGAUUGGGAGGCGGAGGGAAGACCAGAGUCAGGACAAAGAAAAAGGGAGAGAGAGGCUAGCGACCGCAAACAUUUUUGCUUUAAAGGAAAAUCCAAAAAGCGGGGAAACAUAAAAUAUAAAGUCCCCAACGGUGGAAAUGCUGGGUGAAAUAGCGAUGCCAGUGCCACCUUCGCUGAAAUAACGGACGGGGGAGGCGGCUGGAUGUAAGUAAGAUCAGGGCAGAAUAUAUACAUAUAGUUACGAUAACUACACGGAGAACCCCGGGACAGCUACGGCUAAGCACGGGAAGAAAAACGAAGAGGAAGAUAGCGAGUGCGUUUAAACCGAAUUAUAUAAUUGCUUAAUUAAGGUAAUCAGAUUGAGACGCGCUGGCACCUUUUCCCGGGGACGAUCAGGUGUUAUCGUAUUGCUGUAAUUUUGGCACCCGCCGCUACUUGCAACUCGGAUUGUGUAUCUGUGAAGCCGCGCUACCGCUAGUGACUGUUUUUUUAGAGGAACAAAAGAACCGUCCUGCUUCGGUGUCGGAAAUCGGCAAGUUAUCCUGUGAAUUCUACAGGUUGAGCUGGAGCAGCUGAAAAGUUGUACUGGGAGAAAUCCGGGAAUAAAACCCCCCGUUUUCUUUUAGUCGGCUGUACCCCCUCGUUUCAAGUGCCACUGGACAGUACUACCAUAGACUGGAGUUGCCGCAUUGCAACAGGCAAAGAAGUAAAAAAAAAAAAUCAACUCAAGAAUCUGUAUGAUUGCAAAUUUGUGAAAGGGCCAUCAGUCGCAAAAGGGAGAAAAAGCCUACAUUAACUCGGAGAUGUCUAGACGGAAGCAGGCCAAGCCGCGGUCCGUUAAAGCAGUGGAUGAGGGCGAGUCAGCGGAGUUGGCGGGGAGUUGGGAGUCCUCCUCUGUUCAGACAGAUGUCCCUGGGCCAGACAGGGAGGCGGAGCAGAAGGAUCGGAAGGCGGGGCUUGAGGAUGGAGAGCACAGCGUGACCAGCCAUGAUGACCGUGUGUGUGAGGACGACGUGGAUGAUGACUCCAUCUUCACCUGUGACAACUGCCAGCAGGACUUUGAGUGCCUGGCAGAACUAACUGAACAUCGUACUCACCACUGUCCUGCAGAUGGCGAUGACGACCCGGGUCUCUCCUGGGUGGCGUCCUCCCCCUCCAGCAAAGACGUGGCGUCGCCCUCGCAGAUGCUGGGGGACGGCUGCGAGCUGGGGGGGGGCGAGGAGGAGGGGGGCGCCGGCCUGCCGUACCCCUGCCAGUUCUGCGACAAGUCCUUCAGCCGCCUCAGCUACCUGAAGCGGCACGAGCAGAUCCACAGCGACAAGCUACCCUUCCGCUGCACCUUCUGCUCCCGCCUCUUUAAGCACAAGCGAAGCCGCGACCGCCACGUCAAGCUGCACACCGGCGACAAGAAGUACAGCUGCCAGGAGUGUGAGGCCGCCUUCUCCCGCAGCGACCACCUGAAGAUCCACCUGAAGACCCACAGCUCCAGCAAGCCCUUCAAGUGCAGCGUGUGCAAGCGUGGCUUCUCCUCCACGUCCUCUCUGCAGAGCCACAUGCAGGCCCACCGCAAAAACCGCGAGCACAUGGCGUCUCGUGCCGAGCGGGAGCAGGGCCGGCGCGAGGGCGGGGCCGAGGGCGGGGCCGAGGGCGGGACCGAGCACGACCAGGACCUCUACAUGUGCGACUACUGCGAGGAGACGUUCAGCCAGACGGACGAGCUGGAGAAGCACGUUGUGACGCGGCACCCGCAGCUGUCGGACCGGGCCGAGCUGCAGUGCAUCCACUGCCCCGAGAUCUUCAGCGACGAGGCGCUGCUGCUCGCCCACAUCGACGGCACGCACGCCAACCGCAAGCACAAGUGUCCCGUGUGCGCCGAGCACUUCCUGUCCGUGGAGGACGUGUACUGCCACCUGGACAGCCACCGGCAGCCCGACUCCAGCCUGCACAGCGCCAGCCCUGACCCCGCGCUGGGCAGCGUAGCCUCCAUGAGCAGCGCCACGCCCGACUCCAGCGCCUCGCUGGAGAGAGGCUCCACCCCCGACUCCACCCUCAAACCAUCGCGGGGCGGGCGCAAGCUGGGGCCCUCCUCCUCGGACCGCGAGGAGGGCGGGACGGGGUGGGCCGCCUCGGGGAAAGUGACCUACAGCUGUCCGUACUGCUCCAAGCGGGACUUCAACAGCCUGGCGGUUCUGGAGAUCCACCUGAAGACCAUCCACGCGGAUAAGCCGCAGCAGAGCCACACUUGCCAGCUGUGUCUGGACACCCUGCCCACGCUGUACAACCUGAACGAGCACGUGCGCAAGGCCCACCGCGCCAGCUCCAGCGCCUUCCCCCUGCUGCAGUUCAGCAACGUCUCCGCCUUCCACUGCAACUACUGCCCCGACAUGUUCGCAGACAUCAACUCCCUGCAGGAACACAUCCGAGCCUCCCACUGCCUGCCCGGGGCCGGCUCCACCCCCCUGGAGGGAAACCACGCCUUCUUCUGUAACCAGUGCUCCAUGGGUUUCCUGACGGAGUCAUCCCUGACCGAGCACAUCCAGCAGACGCACUGCGCCGGAGCCGCCAAGCUGGAGUCCCCCGUGCUGCAACCCUCCCAGUCCUUCAUGGAGGUCUACUCCUGCCCCUACUGCACCAACUCGCCCAUCUUCGGCUCCCUGCUCAAGCUCACCAAGCACAUCAAGGAGAAUCACAAGAACAUCCCGCUGGCCAACAGCAAGCGGCAGGCCAAGGCGGCUGACCUCAGCCCCGCCUCCUCCGACGUGGAGAUCUCCUCCAGCAAGCGCCACAGGCUGUCAGCAGACGCCACACCCAUGGGCAGCACCAACGGUGAGUACCCCUGCAACCAGUGCGACCUCCGGUUCUCCAGCUUCGAGGGCUUCCAGACCCACCUCAAAUCCCACCUGGAGCUGCUGCUGAGGAGGCAGUCCUGCCCACAGUGCAACAAGGAGGACUUCGAUUCCCAGGAGUCUCUGCUGCAGCACCUGACCGUCCACUACACCACCACGUCCACUCAGUAUGUGUGCGAGAGCUGCGACAAGCAGUUCUCCUCGGUGGACGACCUGCAGAAGCACCUGUUGGACAUGCACACCUUUGUGCUGUACCACUGCACCCUGUGCCAGGAGGUCUUCGACUCCAAGGUGUCCAUCCAGGUGCACCUGGCCGUCAAGCACAGCAACGAGAAGAAGAUGUUCCGCUGCACAGCCUGCGCCUGGGACUUCCGCCGCGAGGGAGACCUGCAGCUGCACGUCAAGCACAGCCACCUGGGCCACCCGGCGGGGACGGCCGGCGCCAAGGCCCGCAAGUGCAUCUUCUGCGGGGAGACGUUCGGCACGGAGGUGGAGCUGCAGUGCCACAUCACCACCCACAGCAAGAAGUACAACUGCCGCUUCUGCAGCAAGGCCUUCCACGCCAUCGUGCUGCUGGAGAAGCACCUGCGGGAGAAGCACUGCGUGGUGGAUGGCGGCGGCAGCGGCGGCAGCCAGAACGGCACGCCCAACGGCGUGGCACAGGGCGGGAAGCGGGGCGGGGCGGGGGCGGGGCCAGGGGCAGAGCCGGCCGACCUGCAGAACAUGCUCCUGAAGAGCGGGCAGGACGCGGCCAACAGCCACGAGGCCAGCGGCGAGGACGAGGUGGACGCCUCCGAGCCCAUGUACGCCUGCGACAUCUGCGGCGCCGCCUACACCAUGGAGGCGCUGCUGCAGAACCACCGUCUGCGCGACCACAACAUCCGGCCGGGCGAGGACGACGCCGGCUCCCGCAAGAAGAAGGCCGACUUCAUCAAGGGCAGCCACAAGUGCAACGUCUGCUCGCGCACCUUCUUCUCGGAGAGCGGCCUGAGGGAGCACGUGCAGACCCACCGCGGCCCCGCCAAGCACUACAUGUGUCCCAUCUGCGGGGAGCGCUUCCCCUCCCUGCUCACCCUCACCGAGCACAAGGUCACCCACAGCAAGAGCCUGGACACGGGCAACUGCCGCAUCUGCAAGCUGCCGCUGCAGAGCGAGGAGGAGUUCAUCGAGCACUGCCAGAUGCACCCCGACCUGCGUAACUCCCUGACCGGCUUCCGCUGCGUGGUCUGCAUGCAGACGGUCACGUCCACCCUGGAGCUGAAGAUCCACGGCACCUUCCACAUGCAGAAGCUGUCGUCCUCCAGCGGGGGCGCUGGAGGGGGCUCGGCCUCGUCCUCGCCCAACGGCCAGCUGCAGGGACACAAGCUGUACAAGUGUGCCCUCUGCCUGAAGGAGUUCAAGAACAAGCAGGAGCUGGUGAAGUUGGACGUGAACGGCCUGCCCUACGGCCUGUGCGCUGCCUGCAUGAGCCGCGGGGCCAACGGCCAGUCGCCUCUGAGCGGCGGGGCGGCAGGGGGUGCUGGCGAGGCUGGGGAGAAGCCCCCCGCGGGCCUGCGCUGUCCCGAGUGCGGGGUGAAGUUCGAGACCGUGGAGGACCUGGAGACCCAUGUCCAGGUGGACCAUCCGGAGGUGAGCCCGGACACCAGUGGGCCGAAGAAAGUGACAGACGCCUCCCCCGUCCCUAAAAAGAAGACGUACCAGUGCAUCAAAUGCCAAAUGACCUUCGAGACAGAGCGAGAGAUUCAGAUCCAUGUUGCAAACCACAUGAUCGAGGAAGGCAUCAAUCAUGAGUGCAAGCUGUGUAACCAGAUGUUCGACUCUCCGGCGAAACUCCUGUGUCACCUGAUCGAGCACAGCUUCGAGGGCAUGGGCGGCACCUUCAAGUGUCCCGUCUGCUUCACAGUGUUUGUACAGGCCAAUAAGCUGCAGCAGCACAUCUUUGCUGUUCACGGUCAGGAGGAUAAGAUCUACGACUGUUCCCAGUGUCCGCAGAAAUUCUUCUUCCAGACGGAGCUGCAGAACCACACUUUGAGUCAGCACGCGCAGUGAGAGCUGCCCCUGCAGGACGGCCGCUCCAGCCCCAAGCCCGAAGCCCCACAGCUGGAGCCGACCAUUUCAGCAUCACAGCCAAUCAAAGUGUCAUUUUCUCCUCACAUGUAAAACCCCAGCAACUGGGCCACUGUGCACAGCUAUUACAAGCAGUGGGAAAUGAAUAUUAAUGGGAGGCAUUAAAAAAGAAAAGAAAAGAAGGAGGGAAGGAGAGAAAAAGGUAUUCUACAUUCAGUAUUUUUAUCGUCCUGCUUCCAGUUGUGCUUUUUUUGUUGGUUUCUUUUUUUUAUGAAAGAAGAAAAAAUGAGGGAAAAGAAAUGGCCUUGUGUGGUUUUAGUCUUUAGAGAAGCUUCCCUUCCUCCUC